GCAAGCUCCUCGAUAGGGGGGUUGCGGAUAUUAAAUGGAAUAGCCCAUUUAUAGUUCAUUAGAAAUUGCAAACGACGCAAAAUUACUGUAGAGAACUGUAGUACUAUUGCAGAAUGUUGUGAUAUUUCAUCUUUGAGUGUUCACCUGUCUUUAGAUGUUCAUUUGGGAAUAAGACAUGCCUUUUUUCACAAUAUUAACACUAUUUUCUAUUUUAGUUUCAAGAGGAAUUUAUGUGCCCUGCAAGCCAGCAUUCCGAUUUACGCCCCUGUUGUCAAUUUGCUUCACGACAAUAUUUGAGCAUAUCAAGGAAUCUGGAUUCAUUUUCACUGUGUGUGUUAACGAUGUUCCAAAUUGAAUGAUGUCUUUGCUCUGCUAUUGAAUGGGAAGGGAUUUUCAAUUUAAAGAUCAAUUUAAUGGAUUCAAUAAAAAGCAAAGCUAAUUAUUCCCGGGUUUGUCAACUGUUGGUAGAUAAAGGAGGAGAUGCUUUGAGAGAUGCUUUAAAAAAUGCUCUACAUUCGAUACGUCCACCUUCCACCUUGGCCUCCGCAUUGAAUGCCAACAGAGCGACCCUACAGAGAAUACGAUACAGUAUAAUUAAAGCCCCGCAAUGGGAUCUACUCUUCCCAAUAUCUGGUGCACCAGAUUCAAACAACUUCGAUAUUACCUUACUAACUGUCCUACUUCGAAAUAUUUGUGGAUUGUCUCCACCAGCGACUGGGUGGGAUGUUAUGCCUCCAGCUAGCGAUACAUCUAUAUCAGCAAACAUUUUGAGAGUCAAAAUGUUGAGGAAUGAAGUGUAUGGUCAUAAUCCAACUGCAAGUUUGGACGACACAACGUUUGAAAAAUUGUGGCGAGAAAUUUCGGUACCGUUGGUCAACUUGGGAAUUCCUCAAAAGGAUAUUGAUGAGUUGAAAGUGGCUCCUCUCAGCCUUGAAGAAGAAAGUUAUAUUGAAAGAUUAAAAGAAUGGAAACAACAAGACGAUGAUUUAAAAUCAGAUUUAAGUGAUGUUAAAUGUGAAGUAGUCAAGCUAAGAAAAACUGUAGAUGAGAAUGUUCAUCACUCAAAUGGCGAGAAACUCGCUAAAUUUGACUUUACUGGAAAGAUUGACGACCUUUGUAAAAAAUUUCAUGAAGGAACUAGAAAAUGGUUGUUUGAUAAACUCUCAAGUUGGUUUGUGAGUAAAGAAACCAGGGUUAUGAUCCUAACUGCAGGUCCAGGCGUUGGAAAAAGUGUUUUGUCUGGAAAGAUCUCUGAGCUGUAUAGAGAACGUAGCCAACUCGCAGCUCACCAUUUCUGCGACUUUCAAAAUUCUGAUUACAGCAAUCCUCACAGAAUCCUCCAGUCCCUUGCCAGCCAAAUGUGUGAUAAUGUUGAUGGAUUCCGUGAUAAACUAACCGAAAUCCUUUGUCGUGAACAUUCUCGGGACUCGCUGUCAGAUGCAUUUCGUGUUCUUUUAAACGAUCCACUACACUCUCUUCGCAGAAAUGAUCCAAUGUUGAUCAUUGUUGAUGCCUUGGACGAGAGCAAAACUGAUAUGAAGAGCGAAUUUUUGGAGUUGAUAUCCGAGAAAUUUUGUGAACUGCCUGAUUGGAUUAAGAUAUUCAUUUCGAGCAGACCGGAGCUACAAGUACGGAAGGUUCUUCAACAUUUACAGCCGUUUGAAAUCAGUCCUGAUGAUGAAGAUCACAAUCAAGAUAUUGAGCUUUUUAUUCGUCGUGAUUUACCUAAUCUUGAUGAUCGUAGUUUAAGGUUUUACCUUCCUGGGCACUUAUUUUUCUUCUUGAUUUGGCUGUUUACCGCGAUCUCUUGCAUGAAUAACUUGGUUUACUCUGAGCAAUGUUCGAAAAAUUGAAAUGAUUGUUACCUGAGCAAAUACUUUUCUCAGCAUUGGGUAAUUAAGCGCAAUAUAUUCAUAAAUAAAAAACCUAAAUUUUAGGUCAUCUUAUGUCAUUACUAUAGUUAAUCUCACACGUAAGGCCCAAUUACACUAUACGGGGUCUCUAUUGAAUACUGUUAAAUUUUUUAGCUGUUAAAAGGCUUUGAAUAUUUAUGUCUGAUCCAAUAAAAUCUACCAAAUGUAUCAAAACAAUGAGAUUUUACUACCAACCAUAUCUUGUUAGCGGCAAACGAAAGUGUCGUGACCAGCUAAUCCUGUGUCGUGUAAUGUGGACCUUAGUCACAGAUAAAAUUACUGUUACUUGUAUAUCUAAGAUUAUUUCAAGAUAAUUGGAAAUUUGAUUAAAACGAAGUUUAUACGUGAUUUUAGCUAAUUAGCCAAUAUUAAGUUACAUUUGAAUGUUGGCGCAACUGAUUACAUGCUAAUUCAACGAAAACAAAGGUGGACUUACAGUACUGUCCAGAAAUAACCUACCAAAAACCAGGUCAAAUCUAGGUCUGAUCGAGAUCGAAUCGUUGUGAGACGGAGGUUAAACCUCGGUUUUUCUUGGUAUGACAGACAUUUCCUAAGAUUUUUUCGAUAUUCUUAUGGUGUUGUCGUUCUCUCUGUUCAUAACAUUUCUUUCGGAAGCGAAUGGCGACUGCGAAGGUAUUUUUUUCCCUUGCGGUCGUCUGCGGUUUCUAUCUGUCCACCGCAACCGAACUGCGACGGAACCGUAACCUAACCGAACUGCAACCGCAGUGUUAGGUUACGUUAGGCUAUUUCUGGACACUACUGCAAGUUUGUGCAGUUCUGGUUUUAUCCUGGAGAUCUUGAGGCUAGAUCAUAUUUAAUCCCAGAUCAUAUUGUGGCCAAUUAUACCACUUUCGGUAUACUCAUUUUAAUAAUUGUGUUUGUUUCAAAAUUAUUAUUCCAAAACCC
Messenger RNA from Dendronephthya gigantea, 2819 nucleotides. RefSeq lists its product as uncharacterized. NCBI's taxonomy places the organism in Eukaryota, Metazoa, Cnidaria, Anthozoa, Malacalcyonacea, Nephtheidae. The transcript is spliced from 4 exons. Bases 414 to 1853 code for a protein of 479 amino acids. The record is from RefSeq and is a predicted model, not a curated record.